AUGGAGAACAGUGCUUUGCAAUCCCGACAUAGUAUGUCUUCAAUCAGCACAGCAGCACAACCUAAUGAUCAGCAUGCUUCUGGAAGUAGCAGCUCCCCAAAUGAAUUUGUAAAUCAAGGUCUUCUACUAUGGCACCAGACUAGACAACAAUGGAUUGGGAAGCGAAGGCGUAAUUCUCAGGGUCAACAAAGUCAAGAACCAAACAUAAGUUGUAAUGCUACAUAUGAGAGCCUGCUCGGAAGCUCGAAACCAUUUCCACAACCGAUCCCUCUUGGUGUAAGAUACCUUGAAAAUCUACAUUCCAUCUUCCAUUUUUUGACAUAUGCGUCCUGUUUAGACAAUGCAUUGACUUCCCUGGGUUGUCUCCUGUCAGGAAAUGGUGGAUUUCCUCGUGGUCAGCUGGGAGCAGGAAGGCCUAUACGAUUAGAGUUGGUUAUUGGAAGUGUGUUGUUUGAAGUCACGUUAUGA
This is a messenger RNA of Miscanthus lutarioriparius, 468 nucleotides long. NCBI's taxonomy places the organism in Eukaryota, Viridiplantae, Streptophyta, Magnoliopsida, Poales, Poaceae. The record is from the annotation of a GenBank genome assembly.